UCUUCCUACAUCUUAACUUGGCAAGCACUACUGCUAGUUCGGCUACUAGCUAUAGGUAGCUAGCCAUCUAGUACUGGUACCAACCAACAAGUGCAGAGCUCGAUCAAACCAACCCAUGGCAUGAACUCCACCGCAACCGCGAUCCAUCUACCUAGCAGAUGGCUGCCAACUACUACUGGGGUAUGUGGGGCGCCGCCACUACCAGUAGUACAGCUGCUCCCUGCCCGGCGCCGGCGUCAGCAGCUGAGCCGUCUUGGGAGGAGCAGGCGUUCGCGCGGGACGCCGCGGGCCACCUUGGUGCCGGCUGCGUGUGGCCGCCGCGCUCCUACACCUGCACCUUCUGCCGCCGAGAGUUCCGGUCUGCUCAGGCGCUCGGCGGCCACAUGAACGUGCACCGCCGCGACCGAGCUCGUCUCCGGCAGUGCGCCUCCCCGCCAGACCAUCAAGCACAGCCCCAGCCCACAAGCCCUCAUGAUCAUCAUGAGCACCUUCAGCCAGGGAUGCAGUAUAGGGCGGCAGUGCGCCCUAAAUCUCCACAGGAUCAGCAGGCCAGCAUGAUAGGCCCCUCUACUACCUCUCCUUCCUAUAUAUCCAGCAUCAUCAAAGAGAGCAGGAACAAGGUGUUCAUCUCCAUGCCUGCUGAGGAAGCCUCGGAAAGCGGCGAUGAGGGGGAAAGGAGGAAGCGCAGGCGUGUCGUCGAUCAGCCUCCAGCGGUGGCGCUGCCGUUCUUCCUGCGGCGUUCACCAGCAUCAAGUGAAAGAGAGGGAAUGCAAGGAGCUGACGACGGUGAUACAAAGGUACCCAAAGCAGCCCCAAGCCCUAGCCCUCUCCUUCUUGGAGUAGGCCGGCAAGAAGUGGAUCUAGAGCUUAGGCUUGGGACUAGCUAGCUGCUGCUCCCAAAGUUGCAUGAUUUAAUCUUCUAAUUUUGCACUUCCAACUCGAUCGUGUGCGUGGGUGUUCAUGCUUCAGUUCUUCUUUUCCCCCUCGGCCUCUAUUUCCUUUGUGCUUAAUUCUUUUUGAUUGCCCUUAGUCAAUUUAUCCGAAUCCAAAGGCUUGUUUCUCUACAUAUGUGUGUAUAUAUGUAUGUCGAUCGAACUCUGCAAAAGCUCAAAUCAAAUCAUGUUACAAUUUGUA
Molecule: messenger RNA, 1134 nt
Organism: Triticum aestivum (bread wheat)
Lineage: Eukaryota; Viridiplantae; Streptophyta; Magnoliopsida; Poales; Poaceae
Product: zinc finger protein 8-like
Exons: 1
Coding region: 159-887 (242 amino acids)
Source: RefSeq, a predicted model, not a curated record